This is a messenger RNA of Penicillium griseofulvum, 960 nucleotides long. RefSeq names its product glycoside hydrolase family 75 protein. The coding region runs from base 1 to 960 and encodes 319 amino acids. The record is from RefSeq and is a predicted model, not a curated record. The transcript is spliced from 3 exons. Lineage: Eukaryota; Fungi; Ascomycota; Eurotiomycetes; Eurotiales; Aspergillaceae. Gene Ontology annotation, molecular function: chitosanase activity.
AUGCACGUUCUCAGCACUUUGAUUCUGUCCUCCAUUGGACUUGCUUUUGCAUAUGAGGUCCCUGCCAAUUUGCAAGCAAUUUACGACUCCCACAAGAAAUGCAAAAACGUACUUGCCGGGGGAUUUGACGAUGGAGAUGACAAAGGCAAGGAUAUGGGUUAUUGUGGCGACAUAGACGGGGCUAUCUUCUUGUACAGCAACACUGGAGCGUACGGCGAUAUGGACAUUGAUUGUGAUGGCGCUAACCGACUCGAGGGAGACUGCUACAAUGAUGGGAGUGGUCAAAGUCAAACGGCUUUCAUGGAUGAACUGGAAGGCAUCGAUGACCUGGAUGCCGGCAUUCACCCCUAUGUUGUCUUUGGAACCGGGGACUAUGAUCCUAGGGACGAUGGGAUGAAGGCUCUGAGUGUGAUGGCGGUUGUGUGUGGUGGCAAACUGCACUAUGGUAUCUGGGGUGAUACCAACGGCCACACUGCCACCGGUGAAGCUUCUCUCUCUAUGGCUAAACUCUGCUUCCCUGACGAGGACAUCACCGGCGAUAGCGGACAUAGUGAGAAGGAUGUCUUGUACAUUGGCUUCAAGGGAUCCAAGGCAGUUCCGGGAUCCAAAGCAAACUGGAAGGCAAAGAACAGCAAAGAAUUUGAAGCGAGUAUCAAGUCGCUUGGUGAUGAAUUGGUCAAGGGUCUUGGCUCGGCUGGAUCCCAAGGCCGAACCGACACCUCUUCAUCUUCGUUCGCCACAUCUGCACGGACUACGAAGUCCAGAUCUGCGCAUGACAGCAAGUGCACAAACGACACCGGCAAGAAGUCCAGUUCUACAAAGCCUACCAAGUCUACAACCCACACGCGCACAUAUUCCAGAUCUGCAAAGCCUACCACGUCCACCAGCAAGUACACGAGGACCCGCACUCUUCCCCCUGUUCCUACAAGCAGCUCGAAUUCGCGCAAUAAUCUGGACUAA